Messenger RNA from Astyanax mexicanus (Mexican tetra), 2741 nucleotides. It is a transcript of the gene btbd6b, whose product is annotated as BTB (POZ) domain containing 6b. NCBI's taxonomy places the organism in Eukaryota, Metazoa, Chordata, Actinopteri, Characiformes, Acestrorhamphidae. Gene Ontology annotation, cellular component: cytosol. The transcript is spliced from 4 exons. The record is from RefSeq and is a predicted model, not a curated record. Bases 676 to 2283 code for a protein of 535 amino acids. Gene Ontology annotation, molecular function: protein binding. Gene Ontology annotation, biological process: neurogenesis.
CAAGCAGUUAGAGUAAAAUCCCGGGGUGGAGUUUUACUUUCUGGACCUGAAUCAUCCAUAUCUAAUUUUCAACUCCAGCGCAAGGGUUAAAUCUGCUGCUUCGGCUGUACGGGUAUAUUAUGGCGAGAGUGGGCGGGCCUUUUCGCCGUGGGAGGAGCCUCGCGUCUACAGACGUGCGGCACGUCCGUUAGUCUGAUUGGUCGGCGCGGGUAUGGGCGUUUGCUUUGGCCGCACAAAACGAGCGUUUACAAUACAGGAGCAGCAGCAGCAGUAUAGAGAGAGAUAGAGAGAGGUGAUGCUGCUGGUGAUGGUAAGCACAGAUACAGAUCACAUGCCACUGCUCAUUUACGCUCAUCUAGGCUAGUCGUUUCUCGUCUGAGUCAGUCGUUUUUCUGGUUCUCUGGCGGUUUGCAGUGGAUUUGGGACUCGAGGGGAGAUGCUUUCUCCGUGAUUGAGGAUGCGAUGAGAAAGAGGAAAAAGUACGGGCGUUGGAAUAGUUCCGCUGGACGGACGCGUCUGUGUUGUUCCCUGUAGAGAGAGAGCAGCGUUAUGUGAUCGCGUAGGUCGUGAGCUCGUAUUUGAAAACACGGGACCUGUCCGCUUAGAAGAGAGCGCCUCCCUCAGUGCACCUGCCGUUCUCUCAGAUCUCCUACACACUGGUGGAUUUAUUUGCUGAUGCCAACACCUCCAGAUUGCCUGUAUGGCCGGAUCAUGAAGUUUCUGACAUUUUUCCUUCUGCUUCCAGAGACCCUAAAAAGGACUAGAAAGAGUGGGAAGGGACCCGGCAAGCUGCCAGCAUGCUAUGAGAUUGUGACUUUGUCCUUGAAGAAGAAGAUGGCUGCAGAACUGUACCCUGCUAGCAUAAAUACUAAUCUGCCGAACAGCAACAGUCCAGCGGUUACUGCCACCAGUAAAAAGAACAUUGUUCAGGUGACCCAAACAGUGACCACCCCGACGUCCACCACCACUCAGCAGAACAUCAACAAUAACAACGUCGAGACUGCCACCUGGCAGGCGACUCAUCCGACACUGCGAGAAAGGAAUGCUUUGAUGUUCAAUAACGAACUAAUGGCUGAUGUUCAUUUCAUUGUGGGUCCCCCUGGCGAGUCCCAAAAAGUCCCAGCCCAUAAGUAUGUGUUGGCAGUGGGGAGUUCAGUGUUUGGUGCCAUGUUUUACGGGGAUCUUGCUGAAGGCGAAUCUGAGAUUCAUAUUCCUGACGUGGAGCCUGCUGCUUUUUUAAUCCUAUUAAAAUAUCUGUACAGUGACGAGAUUGAACUGGAGGCGGACACGGUGCUGGCCACUCUGUACGCCGCCAAAAAGUAUAUAGUGCCUGCCUUGGCCAAGGCCUGUGUCACCUUCCUGGAGACCAGCCUGGAGGCCAAGAACGCCUGUGUGCUGCUGUCCCAGAGUCGGCUCUUUGAAGAGCCUGAGCUCACUCAGCGUUGCUGGGAGGUUAUCGAUGCUCAGGCCGAGCUGGCUCUGCGUUCUGAAGGCUUCUGUGAAAUUGACCUACAGACCUUGGAGAUCAUCCUGAAACGAGAGACUCUAAACACUCGUGAGGCUGUAGUGUUUCAGGCCGUCUUGGAAUGGGCUGUGGCCGAAUGCAAAAGGCAAGGACUGGGACCAACGGCUCGCAACAAGAGGGCCGUGCUGGGCAAAGCCCUCUAUCUGGUGCGAAUUCCUACCAUGACGCUGGAGGAGUUUGCAGAUGGAGCAGCGCAGUCGGAUGUGUUGACACUGGAAGAGACUCAUGACGUUUUUCUGUGGUAUACAGCAGCCACUAAGCCCAAACUGGACUUCCCACUGACUAAAAGGAAGGGACUGACGCCGCAGCGUUGCCACCGCUUUCAGUCCUCUGCCUAUCGCAGCAACCAGUGGCGCUACCGUGGCCGCUGUGACAGCAUCCAGUUCGCUGUGGACAAGCGGAUCUUCAUUGCUGGACUGGGCCUGUAUGGCUCUAGUGGCGGGAAGGCUGAGUACAGCGUCAAAAUCGAACUGAAGCGUCAAGGGGUGAUUCUGGCCCAGAACCUGACUAAGUUCAUUUCGGACGGUUCGAGCAGCACUUUCUCUGUGUGGUUUGAGCACCCGGUUCAGGUGGAGCAGGAUGCCUUCUACACAGUUAGUGCCGUGUUGGAUGGGAAUGAGCUUAGCUACUUUGGACAAGAGGGAAUGACAGAAGUGCAGUGUGGGAAGGUGACCUUUCAGUUCCAGUGCUCUUCGGACAGCACUAAUGGCACUGGUGUGCAGGGCGGUCAGAUCCCAGAGCUGGUCUUCUAUGCCUGAAAGGUGUGAGGACAGCAGUACUGAAGUGCAUUCCACUCAGCUGGAUUUGGAUGCAAUGAACACAUGGGAAAGUACAGGGUCCUGAGAGGCUCUUGCCUUCUUUUCAAUGUAGCAGUGGAGGACAAUUGAAUGGCAAAGCCUAUCUACACUAAAACAGACUCUUCUGACAAAGUAUGAGUGAAGGAAUGCUCCUCUGCUUUAUUUAUUGAAAAAAAAAGUAUAUUUGAUUUAAUUAUUGAUGCUGCGGCAUGCAGAUCUAUAUAUAAAUAAAUAUAUAUAUAUAUAAACAAAGAAAUAGAUGUAUUGCACUCCUGGUGGCUCACUACCACUAGCGCGUUGUGUUUUGUACAUAACCUGAGGCUAAUUUGUUUACAGCUUGAUGCUGACUGACAAAUGAAAUGUCUUGUAUUAGUGUGCAGCUUACUAAACUGCAGAUCAUAAAAGUUUUGUGACUCAAA